GCCAAUCCAACUCAACUCAUCAGUCACUAGUCAGCAGCACACAACACCACCACCCAACCCAAAUAAUGGAGGACUCGGACUCCGACGACCGCCUCAGCCAGCUCAAGGCCUUCGACGACACCAAGGCCGGCGUCAAGGGCCUCGUCGACGCGGGCGUCGCCACCGUCCCGCCCAUCUUCCGCCACCCGCCCGACCCCCACGCCGCCUCCGCCACCACCACAAUCCCGGUCGUCGACCUCGGCCGCCCUGACCUGGGCCUGCUCAGGGCGGCCGCCGAGACCGUCGGCUUCUUCCAGGUCGUCAACCACGGCGUGCCCGCCGAGCUCCUCGCCGAGACGCUGGCGGCAGUGAGGCGCUUCAACGAGGAGCCCGCGGAGGCCAGGAGGCCCUACUAUACCAGGGACCCGGCGAGGCGCGUCAGCUACCACAGCAACUUCGACCUCUUCCAGUCGCCGGCGGCCAGCUGGCGCGACACGCUCUUCCUGGAGAUGCCCGCGCCGCCGGAGGAGAUGCCGCCGCCGUGCAGAGCCGUCGUGCCGGAGUACACCAGGCAGCUGCGGAGGCUGGGCGCCCGCCUGCUGGAGCUGCUGUCGGAGGCCCUGGGCCUCCACGCGGGCUACCUGGAGCGCGACGCCGGCUGCCUGGACGGGAUGGUGCUCGCCUGCCACUACUACCCGCCGUGCCCGGAGCCGCACCUGACGAUGGGCACCACCAGGCACUCGGACCCCAGCUUCCUGACGGUGCUCCUGCAGGACGGCGUGGGCGGCCUGCAGGUGCUCCACGGCGGCCGCUGGGCGGAUGUGCCGCCGCUGCCCGGCGUGCUCGUCGUCAACGUCGGCGACCUGCUCCAGCUCAUCUCCAACGACAGGUUCAAGAGCGUGGAGCACCGGGUGGUGGCCAUGACCCCGGGCGCCGCCGCCACCGCGCGGGUCUCGGUGGCCUGCUUCUUCAGGACGACCGGCGCCGCGGCGUCCACCAGGGUACGGUACCGGAGCGUCACGGUGGCGGAGUUCCUCGGCCACUACAAGGACAGCCUCGACGGCCGAUCGGCGCUGGGCCGCUUCAGGCUGCUGCUCUCAUCAUCAUCUUCAGGCCCAAUUAGUUGCAAGCAAACAAAUUAAAAUAAGGGAUUGCAGCUAGCUAGCUUUUCCCAAUAAUAAAUGGGAAUGACUAUGUAACAAUCAAGUAAAAGCUGGUGGUCCCGUCA
Messenger RNA from Panicum hallii, 1207 nucleotides. RefSeq names its product 1-aminocyclopropane-1-carboxylate oxidase homolog 1-like. The record is from RefSeq and is a predicted model, not a curated record. NCBI's taxonomy places the organism in Eukaryota, Viridiplantae, Streptophyta, Magnoliopsida, Poales, Poaceae.